CCUGCAGCGAGAGGCACCGGCGGCGCGAGGGGACGGCCGGCCGCCGGUGAGGCUCGGCCCCACUACUUUUCCGUAGCCUCCCUGCCUCAGCAGCACGGCCGCCGCCGCCAACACGGCCUCGGCCACGGCCACGGGCGCCGCUGAGCGCCGCGCACGCCCGCACUCACUCCCGCCACCCCACGCACACGCACACCCCCCGCCCUCCCCACACCCCCCACCCGGGAGGGGGAAGAGAGGCAAAAAGUAAGAGAGGAAAAAAAAUAGCAGGAAGAUGGCGCCCACCAAGCCCAGCUUUCAGCAGGAUCCUUCCAGGCGAGAACGUUUACAAGCAUUGAGAAAAGAGAAAUCCCGAGAUGCUGCUCGCUCCCGCAGGGGAAAAGAAAAUUUUGAGUUCUAUGAAUUGGCCAAGUUGUUGCCUCUUCCUGCAGCCAUCACGAGCCAGCUUGACAAGGCGUCCAUCAUUCGACUUACCAUUAGCUAUCUGAAAAUGAGGGACUUUGCUAACCAGGGGGACCCUCCAUGGAACUUGCGAAUGGAAGGCCCUCCACCAAACACAUCAGUAAAAGUUAUAGGUGCACAACGAAGGAGAAGCCCCAGUGCACUGGCCAUUGAAGUAUUUGAAGCACAUUUGGGAAGUCACAUUUUGCAGUCCCUGGACGGCUUUGUAUUUGCACUAAAUCAAGAAGGAAAAUUUUUGUACAUUUCCGAAACAGUCUCCAUCUACCUAGGCCUCUCACAAGUGGAGCUGACAGGCAGCAGCGUCUUUGACUAUGUCCACCCUGGGGACCACGUGGAGAUGGCAGAGCAGCUGGGCAUGAAGCUCCCACCUGGGCGGGGUCUCCUCUCGCAGGGUACCACUGAGGAUGGAGCCAGCUCAGCAUCUUCCUCUUCCCAGUCAGAGACCCCUGAGCCAGUGGAGUCAACCAGCCCCAGUGUGCUAACCACUGACAACACCCUUGAGCGUUCCUUUUUCAUCCGAAUGAAAUCUACUCUGACCAAACGGGGUGUGCACAUCAAAUCAUCAGGAUACAAGGUGAUUCACAUAACAGGCCGGCUACGACUGAGGGUGUCGCUGUCCCAUGGAAGGACCGUCCCCAGCCAAAUCAUGGGGCUCGUGGUUGUGGCGCAUGCCUUGCCUCCCCCUACAAUCAAUGAAGUCAGAAUCGACUGCCAUAUGUUCGUCACUCGAGUAAAUAUGGACCUCAAUAUCAUUUACUGUGAAAAUAGGAUCAGUGAUUAUAUGGAUCUGACCCCUGUAGACAUUGUGGGGAAGAGAUGCUACCACUUCAUCCACGCUGAGGACGUCGAGGGCAUCAGGCACAGCCACUUGGACUUGCUGAAUAAGGGCCAGUGUGUGACGAAGUACUACCGCUGGAUGCAGAAGAAUGGAGGCUAUAUCUGGAUACAGUCUAGCGCCACUAUAGCUAUUAAUGCCAAGAAUGCAAAUGAGAAGAACAUCAUCUGGGUGAAUUAUCUUCUUAGUAACCCCGAGUACAAGGACACGCCUAUGGACAUCGCACAGCUGCCCCAUCUGCCAGAGAAAACUUCGGAAUCCUCAGAGACAUCUGACUCUGAAUCAGACUCUAAAGACACCUCAGAGGACAACGAGAACUCCAAGUCGGACGAGAAGGGGAACCAGUCUGAGAACAGCGAAGACCCAGAGCCUGACCGGAAAAAGUCGGGCAACACGUGCGACCAGGACAUGAACUGCAAUGACCAAGGCCACAGCUCCAGCAAUCCUGACAGCCGCGACAGCGACGACAGCUUCGAGCACUCGGACUUUGAGAAUCCCAAGGCGGGCGAGGACGGCUUCGGGGCCCUGGGCCCCAUGCAGAUCAAGGUGGAGCGCUACGUGGAGAGCGAGUCGGACUUGCGGCUGCAGAACUGCGAGUCGCUCACGUCGGACAGCGCCAAGGACUCGGACAGCGCGGGCGAGGCUGGCGCGCAGGCCCCCGGCAAGCACCAGAAGCGCAAAAAGAGGCGGAAACGGCAGAAGGGGGGCAGUGCCAGCCGAAGGCGCCUGUCCAGCGCCUCGAGCCCCGGCGGCCUGGACGCGGGCCUGGUGGAACCCCCGCGGCUGCUGUCCUCCCCCAACAGUGCCUCGGUGCUCAAGAUCAAGACGGAGAUCUCGGAACCCAUCAACUUCGACAACGACAGCAGCAUCUGGAACUACCCACCCAACCGGGAGAUCUCCAGGAACGAGUCCCCCUACAGCAUGACCAAGCCCCCCAACUCCGAGCACUUCCCAUCCCCGCAGGGCGGCGGAGGCAGCGGGGGCCUGCACGUGGCCAUCCCUGACUCGGUCCUCACCCCACCAGGCACCGACGGUGCAGCCGCCCGCAAGACUCAGUUCAGCGCCUCAGCCACGUCAGCUUUGGCUCCCGUCGCCUCCGACCCUCUGUCACCCCCGCUCUCGGCGUCCCCGCGGGACAAGCACCCCGGGGGCGGCAGCGGGGGUGGCGGGAGUGGUCCCAGCACAUCCAACUCCUUGCUGUACACGGGGGACCUGGAGGCACUGCAGAGGUUGCAGGCGGGCAACGUAGUGCUCCCGCUGGUGCACAGGGUGACCGGGACCCUGGCGGCCACCAGCACGGCUGCUCAAAGGGUCUACACCACGGGCACCAUCCGCUAUGCGCCCGCCGAGGUGACCCUGGCCAUGCAGGGCAACCUGCUGCCCAACGCGCACGCUGUUAACUUCGUGGACGUUAACAGCCCCGGCUUCGGCCUUGACCCCAAGACGCCCAUGGAGAUGCUCUACCACCACGUGCACCGGCUCAACAUGUCGGGACCUUUCGGCAGCGCAGUGAGCGCGGCCAGCCUGACGCAAAUGCCCGCGGGCAACGUGUUCACCACCGCCGAGGGACUCUUCUCCACGCUGCCCUUCCCCGUCUACAGCAACGGCAUCCACGCGGCACAGACUCUGGAGCGCAAGGACGACUGAGGUGCGCGCCCAGUGUGGGCGUUGCGCUGGGAGGCAUCGUCGGCGUUUUUCGU
Pteronotus mesoamericanus is the source of this 2994-nucleotide messenger RNA. It is a transcript of the gene NPAS3, whose product is annotated as neuronal PAS domain protein 3. Gene Ontology annotation, molecular function: RNA polymerase II transcription regulatory region sequence-specific DNA binding; DNA-binding transcription factor activity, RNA polymerase II-specific; protein dimerization activity. The transcript has 11 exons. Gene Ontology annotation, biological process: regulation of transcription by RNA polymerase II. Lineage: Eukaryota; Metazoa; Chordata; Mammalia; Chiroptera; Mormoopidae. The record is from RefSeq and is a predicted model, not a curated record. The coding region runs from base 272 to 2941 and encodes 889 amino acids.